Ustilaginoidea virens is the source of this 498-nucleotide messenger RNA. RefSeq lists its product as uncharacterized. The transcript has 4 exons. NCBI's taxonomy places the organism in Eukaryota, Fungi, Ascomycota, Sordariomycetes, Hypocreales, Clavicipitaceae. The coding region runs from base 1 to 498 and encodes 165 amino acids. The record is from RefSeq and is a predicted model, not a curated record.
AUGAGUGGCGACGAGGCAGCCUUUGUUUAUGGCACUUUGAUGGCCGCAGAGGUCUUCUUCAGCGUCUGCUACGGUGACAAGCACCCACCACUAGCGAUUCAAAAUCUCCAUACCUUCACGGCAGCGAUUUUGGAGGACUACUGCCGCCAUCGGGUCCGAUUCGCAGACUAUCCUGCUGCCGUCCCAGAAAAGGGGCAUAACAUCCGCGGAAUCCGCAUUACCGGGCUGACGGAUGCCAACCUGGAAAAGCUAGAUUACUUCGAGGGCUCCGAGUACGAGCGACGAAAGGUCAAAGUGAGGCUUCUCGAAAAAGACGGUGACACUGAAGUUGUCGGAGACGAGAUGAGUGCAUCAGUGUAUGUUUUCCUCAAGGCCGAAGCUUUGGAGAAGCGGGAGUGGGACUUUGACGAGUUUCGACGAGAGAAGAUGAAUUCAUGGACGAGAGGGGACUGGUCCUACGAUGAAAACGACAAGGCUGCAAUCCAUUGUGCCGUUUGA